GCGCGCAGACGCAAAGAGUAGGGUCUGCUGGCGGACCCGCGGCCAGUCUGCAGCUGCGGGAGGCCAUGGGGCGCUUCGCCGCUGCGCUGAUGGGUUCGCUGUUCGGGCUGGGGCUGCUGCUAUGUGGUCUGGGCAGUCUGGCGAGCGCCGAGCCCCGGGCUCCGCCGGCCAGGAUCGCAAUAGUCGGUGCUGGAAUUGGUGGUACUUCCUCGGCCUAUUAUCUAAGGAAGAAAUUUGGGAAGGACGUGAAGAUUGACGUGUUUGAAAGAGAAGAGGUCGGGGGCCGUUUGGCCACUUUGAAGGUGCAAGGUCAUGACUACGAGGCAGGGGGUUCAGUCAUUCACCCUCUAAAUUUGCACAUGAAGCGAUUUGUCAAAGAGCUGGGUCUCUCCAGUGUUCCUGCUUCAGGUGGCCUGGUGGGAGUGUACAAUGGAAAGUCUCUGGUGUUUGAGGAGAGCAGCUGGUUUAUAAUCAACAUGAUUAAGCUGGUGUGGCGCUAUGGAUUUCAGUCCCUGAGAAUGCACAUGUGGGUAGAAGACUUGCUAGACAAGUUCAUGAGGAUCUACCGUUACCAGUCCCAUGACUAUGCCUUCAGCAGUGUAGAAAAGUUGUUGCACGCCAUCGGAGGGGAUGACUAUGUCAGACUGCUUAACCAAACUCUCCAUGAAAACCUGAAGAAAGCAGGCUUCUCUGAGACGUUUCUCAAUGAGAUGAUUGCUCCUGUCAUGAAGGUCAAUUUUGGCCAAAGCACAGACCUCAACGCCUUUGUGGGGGCGGUGUCAAUGACGGCCGCGGAUUCCAACCUUUGGGCAGUGGAAGGCGGUAAUAAAGUCGUUUGCUCAGGGCUCCUUCAGGCCUCCAGCAGCAAUCUUAUAUCUGGCUCGGUGAUGUCAAUAGAGGAGAAGACAAGGACCAAGCAGACAGGAAACCCUGCCAAGAUGUACGAAGUGGUGUAUAAAACGGGGUCUGAGACCCACUCUGACUUCUACGACAUUGUCCUCGUGGCUGCUCCAUUGAACCGGAAGAUGUCCAACAUCACUUUUCGAAAUUUUGAUCCUCCCAUCGAGGAAUUCAACGACCCCUAUCAACCCCUGGUGACGACGAUCAUCAAAGGAGAACUCAAUUCCACUCUCUUCAGCUCCAGACCCAAGGAUCAGUUUGGCCUCUCCGCGAUUCUUGUCACAGAUGACUCAGAUAUGUUCAUAAACAGCCUGUCCAUUGUGGGCUCUGUGAGACACAAGGAGGGCCCCCCACCGGCGGUGGACGGCAUGCAUGUGUGGAAGACCUUCUCCAGGGACAUCCUCACCAAAGAACAAAUCUCGAAGCUCUUCCUGUCCUAUGACUAUGCCGUGCGGAAGCAGUGGCUGUCCUAUCCUUACUAUGAGCCUCCUCAGAAGUGCCCCUCCAUCAUCCUCCACGACAGGCUCUAUUACCUCAACGGCAUCGAGUUUGCCGCCAGCUGCAUGGAGAUGAGCGCCAUCGCCGGCUACAACGCCGCCCUCCUUGCCUACCACCGCUGGCAUGGCAACGAGGACAUGAUAGAUCAGGACGACCUGUAUGAAAAGCUCAAGACGGAGCUGUAACUGAGCACCGCCCCUCCCAGGGGCAGCCUGCUCUCCAAGGACUGAGGCGGCAGAGGAUUUUGGAUCUUUCCCAGUACUCUUCAUGUGGGUCAUGAGAAAACACAACGUUCCUGUUCCUCGGAGAACUUGUUCUUCAGUCAGAAUGUCUUCACUCUUUCGUUUUGGGGGAGGCGCAGGAGGAUUGAACCGAAGGCCGGGAGCCCGCUGGACAAGCGCGCUACUAAGCUACAGCCCUCGCCUUCUUUUGUGGUUUUUCUUUUGAGACUGGGUCUAAUUAAGUUGUCCAGGUGGAAUCCUCCUGCCUCAGCCUCCAGAGGGCCUGGGAUUACAGGCCUUCCACAUUAGGCCUGGCUGUUAGCUGUUGGGAGAAACAUUGGAGUGCUUCCCAGGUUUGUCUGGUUUUAAACCGCCUGGAACUUGAUACACACCUGGGUUGUGGUCGGUGGGUCACCUGGGUGGGGCCUCGGUUUGUUUAGAUUGUUAUCUUUUUCUUUCUCUCUUUCUUCUUUUGGGGAUGUUACACGGAACUCAUGUAGCCCAGGCUGGUCUUUAAAUCACACCAAUCCUCCUGUCUCAGCUUCCUCUGUGCUGGGAUGGGCGUUUCCCAGUUCCUGGCAGUUUACACUCUUUAUGAAAAUGUUCUCAAGCCCUAAGUCUUGACUUAAGGAUGUGACUUGAUUGCUUCUGUCUUGGCUUUAUCAGGGAUAGAUUCAGAGAUAGAAACAGAGAUUGGGAACCAAAUGUAUAAGCUAUUAAAUUGAGCAACUGGCAUUGUUAUAUGAGGCCCUCAUAUGAGGAGGUCUGUUUUUCUAUACUAUGGGUACAGAACCCAGGACCCUGAGUGUCCCAGACAAAUGCUCUACCACUGAUCGACAUUGCCAGCCUCAAGAGCUUCAGGAUCGACAGCCAGAGAAUGGAAUUUCCUAGGUAGAGGAUGGGGUCUUGGCUGUAUAGCUUUGUCAAGUUCAAGGCCCUUGCAUGCAGCCCAGAGUGAGCCUGUCCUGGGUGUCAGGGCUAGACCAUCUGUAGAGAGCUUCGAGUGCCUUAAACGUGCUAAGCAACAGAUCCUAACCACAGCAGACUGACCGGUGCCAGAGGUGCCUGGCUGCUCAGGGGUUACACAGCUGUGGUCUCCAUGGGAACGAGCACUAGCGCAGAGGCAGCCUGAGGGAGCCCAGAGCAGCUGGCUUUAGAACCGGGUCUUCAUAGCCACUUGAGUUCAGAGGGAAGCGGAUCAGAUGCUGGGCAUGCUCAGUGAGGGGCCCCUGCUGAAUUCAGUGGCCCUCAGUUGUAGCUGCACGUGGGAGUCAGGUUUUUCAUGUAGACAAGGUCAAGAAAUCAAAUGUUUAGUCCGUCUACUGCUCAGAGGUCUCCAGUGACUGUCAUAGCCACUAGUAUUAGGAGAAAAAAAAGUAAUUUUGCCUGCUUUGGUGGUACAUGUCUGUUAUCUGUACAUUUUGACAGAGCAAGAGGAUCAAGAGUUCAAGGCCAGCCUGGGCUAUGACAACACCCUAUCUCUAGUAAAAACCAACUCUCUUCACCAGAUUACUGCGUUGCUUCAAUAAAGUGAUCUUAAAAAAAAAACCCGAUUCUUAAAAAUUAUUUUUCCCUCCUCUAGCAGUGGGAAUUAAUAACGUGUGGAAAAAGCAGUCAUGAUAUAUUUGAUAUGGUGACAGAAAUUAAAUUCACAGUUUAAUUAAAAGGUUGGCUUAUUUCUAAUUUGUUCAGAUACAUUUUGAUUUUUUCCUGUUGUGGUGUUAAGGAAUGUGGUUUGUCAAAAAUACAACACUCUUACGGAUUUGUACGGUCGCUCCUCAUCUGAGGGGGUAUGUUUCAUGACCCCCAGAGGGCACCCAGCCCUGGGAAGCAGUGAGCCCUACAUGUUCUAUUUUCCACAUGUAUAGUAUACCUGUGAUAAAGUGUUAAUUUAUAAAUUUGGCACAGUAAGAGAUUAACAAUAAUAAUUAUAAAAUAGAAGAAUUGUAACAAUUGGAAGUCAAUUAAAACUUAAAACUUA
Molecule: messenger RNA, 3600 nt
Organism: Apodemus sylvaticus (European woodmouse)
Lineage: Eukaryota; Metazoa; Chordata; Mammalia; Rodentia; Muridae
Gene: Pcyox1
Product: prenylcysteine oxidase 1
Exons: 6
Coding region: 66-1583 (505 amino acids)
Biological process (GO): prenylcysteine catabolic process; prenylated protein catabolic process
Molecular function (GO): prenylcysteine oxidase activity
Source: RefSeq, a predicted model, not a curated record